CAAUAAACUUCAUCCAAACCUUUCUCCCCUUUCCAGAAACCCAACAAAAAAAGGGCAAAGGAUUUUCCGUUAUUUGUAUAACUCUUCUUCAAUAUUGGGCUACAGGCAGACUCACGUUUUACUCUACUCCUAUUGUGUAUCUGAAAAAAGGAUUCUAAUAAGAGUUCAAUCUCAGGGAGACUCAGAAUUAUUGCUAAGAGAUGUCGUUGACCUCCAGCACCACCAUGAGUGCAGCUACUUUGCCAAUAGUGAGCGCAGGGGAUCAAUGCUGGAAGCAAUUCAAGCCAAUAGCAGCGGUUCCUGCUGGCUUACAUCCGCUUGGCAUGCAGUCUAAACUCAUUAGCAAUAGAAGUCACUUGAUAUGUCCUGUUCAACAAAAACGGGCUUCAAUAAUAUGUUCUGCUGCUCUGAAUGCUAGAUGUGCUGAAGGCCAGACACAGACGGUUACGCGGGAAUCAUCAACCAUUACAGUUGCACCAGUUCAAGGAAAGGAGAAAUCUCCUGACCUAGAUGAUGGUGGGAGUGGGUUUCCCCCUCGUGAUGAUGAUGGAGGCGGAGGUGGAGGUGGUGGUGGUGGAGGCAAUUGGAAAGGUGGCUUCUUCUUUUUCGGGUUUCUUGCUUUCCUAGGCUUCUUGAAGGACCAGGAGGAGGAAGGACCCUAUCGGGACCAACGAAGAAGAUGAAGAAAACCAGAACACUGAUGCAUAGAAAUCAAAAAAUUUGGAAGUUUGGGAUUUGUAACUGGUCUACCCUUGUUAUUCUCCAGUGAUGGCUUCGAGCCCCCCUGUAGUAGGACGAUAUUCUUCUAUAUGUAUUCGGGUGUAGCAUUACUUAUAGCUCAUAAUGUUUCACAAUAAAAUACUCUAUGCACUUAGAAAUGGUCAUUCUUUUCAACUCUUCCUAUACCCUAGAUGGUUGGAUAAGUUGCUAUCAUAGCUUUAAUUUGUUGUGUAAUGUCUAUUUUUCGUUCU
Molecule: messenger RNA, 971 nt
Organism: Lycium ferocissimum
Lineage: Eukaryota; Viridiplantae; Streptophyta; Magnoliopsida; Solanales; Solanaceae
Product: protein YELLOW LEAF 1, choloroplastic
Exons: 5
Coding region: 201-683 (160 amino acids)
Biological process (GO): chloroplast organization; thylakoid membrane organization
Cellular component (GO): chloroplast
Source: RefSeq, a predicted model, not a curated record